AUGCGCCCCGCUGCUAUAUUUCUUAUUCUUGCAGCUGUAAAGACUGGCAUAUCUAGUGCCGUAGACAAGCCAACAUUAGGCUCAACUCCAACUACCAAAGCAAUGGCAACCUCUACCCCGGCAGCUAGCGAACGUUGCCUUCCCAUUGAAGGGACUAAAGGCCGCUGGGAGGCUACAAUCGAUACCGUUGUAUCGAUUGGUUACAACACUGUCAAUGUUGCACUCGCCACUUACACCAUCGUCCUCGCUCAACAACAGCUGCGCGCUGUUGCGGCAUUUCAUCACUUUGCUGGAGGCCAAAGAGCAAAUUUGGCCUAA
Molecule: messenger RNA, 318 nt
Organism: Mytilinidion resinicola
Lineage: Eukaryota; Fungi; Ascomycota; Dothideomycetes; Mytilinidiales; Mytilinidiaceae
Exons: 2
Coding region: 1-318 (105 amino acids)
Source: RefSeq, a predicted model, not a curated record